This is a messenger RNA of Octodon degus (degu), 8721 nucleotides long. RefSeq names its product proline rich coiled-coil 2C (gene Prrc2c). The transcript is spliced from 34 exons. Gene Ontology annotation, biological process: cell differentiation. The record is from RefSeq and is a predicted model, not a curated record. The coding region runs from base 245 to 7990 and encodes 2581 amino acids. Lineage: Eukaryota; Metazoa; Chordata; Mammalia; Rodentia; Octodontidae.
UUGCCGCCAUCUUGCUUCUUUUUCUCGCUUGCUCUCACCCUCUCGGAAAGCAGAGAAAGUGCUUUGGCGGUUUGUCCAUCCGCAGCUUCGGCUUCCCAGUCCGGUGGCCUCUCUCGCCACUCCUCCAAUCCCAACUUCCCCUCCCCCUCAUCGGACCUCGGUAGAGCCCUCGGAGUACGCAAACUGGCGGACUGAUUUUGAGCAGUGUGGCAGGAGGUUUUGGACUCGAUGAGUUUCCACCGAAAUGUCGGAGAAGUCAGGCCAGAGCACAAAAGCAAAGGAUGGGAAAAAGUAUGCAACACUCAGUUUGUUUAAUACUUACAAGGGAAAAUCACUGGAAACUCAGAAAACUACAGCUCGACAUGGGUUACAAAGCCUUGGAAAAGUUGGUAUUUCACGGCGCAUGCCUCCACCUGCUAAUCUCCCAAGUCUCAAAGCAGAAAACAAAGGCAAUGAUCCUAAUGUGAAUAUUGUUCCUAAAGAUGGCACAGGAUGGGCAUCUAAACAAGAACAGCACGAAGAAGAAAAAGCACCAGAAGUGUCACCAGCACAGCCAAAACCUGGGGUUGCACCUCCCCCAGAAAUAGCACCUGCUCCUAAAUCAUGGGCCAGUAACAAGCAAGGUGGGCAAGGAGAUGGAAUCCAGGUGAAUAGUCAAUUUCAGCAGGAAUUUCCCAGCUUGCAGGCAGCAGGGGAUCAAGAUAAAAAAGAAAAGGAAGCAAAUGAUGACAGCUAUGGGCCUGGACCCAGUUUGCGGCCACCAAAUGUUGCUUGUUGGAGAGAUGGUGGUAAAUCUUCUGGCCCAUCUUCCUCAACAGACCAGGAUGAAAAGCUUGUUCAAGAUGAAAACACAGCUAUAACAUCAGAACAAAGUGACAUCCUCAAAGUGGUGGAAAAAAGGAUAGCUUGUGGUCCUCCGCAGGCUAAACUGAAUGGACAACAACCUACUCUUGCUUCCCAGUACAGAGCUAUGAUGCCACCCUAUAUGUUUCAGCAGUAUCCAAGGAUGGCAUAUCCUCCUCUACAUGGUCCAGUGAGGUUUCCACCCUCUUUAUCUGAAACAAACAAAGGCCUUCGAGGAAGAGGCCCUCCUCCUUCCUGGGCUUCUGAGCCUGAACGCCCAUCCAUCCUCAGUGCAUCAGAACUGAAGGAACUUGAUAAAUUUGAUAACCUAGAUGCUGAAGCAGAUGAAGGUUGGGCAGGUGCUCAGAUGGAAGUAGAUUACACAGAGCAGCUUAAUUUCAGUGAUGAUGAUGAACAAGGAAGUAGUAGUCCGAAAGAGACUAACAGUAUCCAUCCACCUCCAGAUCGACAGGGGUUACCCGGAAGAUCAGGCCCCUUCCCUCCCAAGCAGCAAGUACCUGAUGAAGAUGAAAUAUGGAAACAAAGGCGAAGGCAACAAUCUGAAAUUUCUGCAGCAGUGGAACGUGCUCGUAAACGACGUGAAGAAGAAGAGCGAAGAAUGGAGGAGCAGAGAAAGGCAGCUUGUGCAGAGAAACUGAAGCGAUUGGAUGAGAAGCUUGGCAUUGUGGAAAAACAGCCAUCACCGGAGGAAGUUAGGGAAAGAGAAAAAGAAAAAGAGCGAGAGCGUGAGAAAGAACUUGAAAAGGAACAAGAGCAGGAGCGAGAGAAGGAAAGGGAACGAGAGAGGCAGCAGGAAAAGGAAAAAGAGUUGGAGAAGGAGCACGAGAAACAGAGGGAAAUGGAGGAGAGAAAGCAAGAAAAAGAGAAAGAGUUAGAACAACAGAGGGAAAAAGAAAAGGAACUACAAAAGAUGAAAGAACUAGAGAAGGAGAGUGAUUUGAAGAAAGAAAGGGAGAAAGCAGAAGAAAAAAUAGAACCCAAAGAACCUAUUUUGGAGUCUGUGGCAGAAAAACAAGAGAGCGAAAAAAGCUGUAUUAAAGAAGAGGAGCCAGUUUUCACUAGACAGGAUAGUAAUCGCAGUGAGAAGGAGGCUGCACAGUUGGUACAUGAAGCAGAACCAGAAUCGGGAUCUCAGCCUCGACCUGCUGUACUAUCUGGCUACUUCAAACAGUUUCAGAAAUCAUUACCACCUCGAUUCCAGCGACAGCAGGAGCAGAUGAAGCAGCAGCAGUGGCAGCAGCAGCAGCAGCAGCAGGGUGUGCUUCCACAGGCUGUUCCUUCCCAGCCAUCUGGUGGUACUGUCCCUCCCCCACCACACAGACCACUUUACCAGCCCAUGCAGCCUCACCCUCAGCAUUUGGCUUCCAUGGGUUUUGACCCAAGGUGGCUAAUGAUGCAGUCCUACAUGGAUCCUCGGAUGAUGUCUGGAAGACCUGCUAUGGACCUUCCGCCCAUUCAUCCUGGAAUGAUUCCUCCGAAACCAUUAUUGAGAAGAGAUCAGAUGGAAGGGUCACCAAACAAUUCUGAAUCAUUUGAGCAUAUAGCUCGUUCUGCUAGAGAUCAUGCAGUUUCUCUUCCUGAGUCCCGCAUGAUGUGGGGGUCAGAUCCAUAUUCUCAUGCUGAACCUCAGCAGGCAGCUACAGCUAAGACAAAUGAAGACUCUGAUGAUGUAAGGCCUGAAGCUGCUUUGGACCAGGAACAGAUUACUGCUGCUUAUUCUGUAGAACAUAGUCAGUUAGAGACACAUACAAAAGCUGAUUUUGUUAGAGAAUCAAACGAUACAGAAGUACAGAAAUUUGUAAGCAGAUCUGUGGAAGACAUUAGGCCUCAUACUGAUACAAAUAAGCAGUCUGCUUGUUUUGAAGUAUCUGAAAAGAAGACCUUAUCCAGUACUCCAGAUGAACAGAUUUCUGCCCCUGAAAGUCAGCCUGCCCCAAAAAGAAGUGUUUCUCAUGGCCCUAACUUUUCUCACAAAUCAGAGGAACAAAGAAAUGAGCCAUCUAUAAGCCUUCCUAAAGUAACCAGUAGAUGUAUUGAUUCAAAAGAACCAGUAGAAAGGCCAGAAGAAAAGCCAAGAAAAGAUAGCUUUAUACGAUCAGAAGGACCAAAACCUGAAAAGGUGUAUAAAUCUAAAGCAGAAACCCGCUGGGGCCCAAGGCCAAGCUCCAACAGAAGGGAAGACGGUAAUGAUAGACCAGUAAGAAGGUCAGGUCCCAUUAAAAAACCUGUACUUAGAGAUAUGAGAGAAGAACGAGAGCAAAGGAAAGAGAAAGAAGGAGAAAAGCUUGAAAAGGCUACUGAAAAAGUAGUAAAACCUGAAAAGACAGAAAAGAAGGAUCUUGUUCCUCCCCCUUCACCACCUGUAGCACCAGUUCAGCCACCUUCGGUUCCAACAACAGUACAGCCAGAACCAGAGAAAUUUCCUUCAGCAGAAACUUCAACUUUGGCUCAAAAACCAUCUCAAGAUAUUGAGAAGCCUCUGGAACCUGUAAGUAGUGUUCAGGUAGAGCCUACUGUUAAAACUGUAAACCAGCAAACUGCUACAUCUCCAGCUGUCAAAGAAGAAAAACAGCCUGAGAAGGCCAUUAACAAAGAUGUUGGAAUAGAGAGAACUCGAACAGAUUCAAGGCCAGUGGUUAAAAAAGAGUCAACCUUACCACCCCGGACCUAUUGGAAAGAAGCUAGAGACAGAGAUUGGUUUCCAGAUCAAGGAUAUAGAGGUCGUGGCCGAGGUGAAUAUUACUCCAGGGGUCGAAGCUAUAGAGGCUCUUACGGAGGCCGAGGUAGGGGUGGUAGAGGGCACACUCGUGACUAUCCCCAAUAUAGAGACAAUAAGCCAAGGGCAGAGCACGUGCCCCCAGGGCCUCUUAGACAACGAGAAGAAAGUGAAACACGAAGUGAAAGUUCUGAUUUUGAAAUUGUACCCAAAAGACGACGACAGCGUGGUUCAGAAACUGAUACAGACAGUGAAGUUCAUGAAAGUGCAAGUGACAAAGACAGCUUAAGCAAAGGCAAAUUUCCCAAAAGAGAUGAUCGGUCUGAAAACAAAAAAUCUCUGAAACCUCAGUCUUUCAAGCCUGAAAAUCAUGUUCGAAUGGACAGUAGGCCACUUGAAAAGCCUUACAUCCGGGAUGAUGAGAAAUCUAAACCAGGCUUCCUUCCUAAAGGAGAGCCCACAAGGCGAGGCAGAGGAGGAACAUUCAGGCGUGGCGGGCGGGAUCCUGGAGGCCGGCCCUCACGCCCUUCUACCCUGCGCAGACCUGCUUAUCGGGAUAGUCAGUGGAACCCAAGGCAGACUGAAGCUCCAAAACCAGAGGACGGAGAGCCACCAAGAAGACAUGAACAAUUUAUUCCUAUACCAGCAGAUAAACGACCUCCAAAAUUUGAACGUAAAUUUGACCCAGCUAGAGAGAGGCCCCGAAGGCAGCGCCCUACCCGGCCACCAAGGCAAGAUAAGCCUCCUCGAUUUAGACGCCUAAGAGAGAGGGAGGCUGCUACAAAAACAAAUGAAGUGUCAGUGCCCACAAAUGGCACAGUUAAUAAUGUGGUUCACGAACCAGCUAAUACUCCUGGGGAUAUUUCUGGGAAUAAAACACCAGAUUUAUCUAAUCAGAACUCUUCAGAUCAGGCAAAUGAAGAAUGGGAAACGGCUUCUGAAAGUAGUGAUUUCAAUGAGAGACGAGAGAGGGAUGAAAAAAAAAAUGCUGAUUUGAAUGCACAGGCUGUUGUAAAAGCUGGUGAGAAUGUUUCACCUCCUAAGAGAGAGAUAGCAAAGAGAAGUUUUUCUAGCCAGAGACCUGGAAUAGAUCGCCAGAAUCGACGUGGUAACAGUGGUCCCCCAAAAUCAGGAAGAAAUUUCUCAGGUCCGAGGAAUGAAAGAAGAAGUGGGCCACCAUCAAAAAGUGGAAAGAGAGGACCAUUUGAUGACCAGUCUGCAGGCACAGCUAAUGUUGACCCUGUCAAUGGCGGCUCUGCACACCACCAGGAAGUAACAUCUAAUGGUACAGGACCAAAGAAUUCCAAGGAUUCUACUGGGAAAAAGAGAGAAGACACCAAACCAGGUCCUAAAAAACCCAAAGAGAAAGUAGAUGCUCUCUCACAGUUUGAUCUUAACAAUUAUGCAAGUGUUGUUAUAAUCGAUGAUCACCCUGAAGUAACAGUAGUUGAAGACCCCCAGUCAAAUUUGAAUGAUGAUGGUUUUACUGAAGUGGUAUCUAAAAAACAGCAAAAACGUUUACAGGAUGAGGAACGCCGGAAGAAGGAAGAACAAGUCAUACAGGUCUGGAACAAAAAAAAUGCAAAUGAGAAAGUAAGAAGUCAGACUUCCAAGCUUCCUCCCAGGUUUGCCAAGAAGCAGGCCACAGGGACACAGCCAGCCCAGGCUCCAGUCUCAGCUCUGGCUUCAGCUCCAGCUUUGUCUUCAGCCUCAGCUGCGGUUCUUAUACCACCUGCAGCUCCAGUUACAGCCUCGGUGGCAGCUGUGGUUGUGACAUCACCUGCAGUGCUAGUCUCAGCUCCAGCCCAUGCUCCAGUGUUGCCGGCCACCUCAGUUCCAGCUCCAGCUUCCACCUCAGCCCCAGUGUCCUCCUCCUCAGCUCCAGCCAUAGCCUCCUCUUCAGCUCCAGCCUCCACCCCAGCUCCAACCCCUCUUCUUGCCUCUGCUUCAACCCCUGCAUCUGUCCCCAUUCUUGCCCCAGCCUCGAUUCCUGUCCUUGCUUCAGCCUUAGCACCAGCUUCAGCUCCACCUCCAGCCACAGCAGUCUCCUCCCCAACUGUGCCAGCUACCUCGCCCCCUGCCUCCUCAGCCUUGAGUUCAGCAGCCUCAGUCCCACUUGCUUCAGCCCCCACCCCCGCGCCUGCCCCCACCCCCAUUGCUCCAGCACAGACUCAGGCCCAGACCCACAAACCAGCUCAGAACCCUCUGCAAGCUUCACAGGCUUCAAAACAGCCACCACCUUCCAUUAGACUGCCUUCAGCUCAGACACCUAAUGGCACAGAUUACGUAGCCACAGGAAAAUCCAUCCAGACUCCACAAGCACAUGGCAGUCUGACUGCUGAAUUAUGGGAUAACAAGGUGGCCCCACCAGCUGUACUAAAUGACAUCUCUAAGAAACUAGGUCCCAUUAGUCCACCUCAGCCACCUUCGGUGAGUGCAUGGAAUAAACCCUUAACUUCGUUUGGAUCGGCUACUUCAUCAGAGGGAACAAAGAAUGGUCAAGAGAGUGGUGUUGAAAUUGGAAUUGACACCAUUCAGUUUGGUGCUCCAGCUUCAAAUGGCAGUGAAAAUGAAGUAGUUCCUGUGCUCUCAGAAAAAUCUGCUGACAAAAUAUCCGAACCUAAAGAACAGCGGCAGAAACAGCCACGAGCAGGACCUAUCAAAGCCCAGAAGCUUCCAGAAUUGAGUCCAGUAGAAAACAAAGAACAUAAACCUGGUCCCAUUGGAAAGGAGCGUUCAUUAAAAAAUAGAAAAGUGAAAGAUGCCCAAGUGGUGGAGCCAGAAGGGCAAGAGAAGCCUGCAUCCGCUACAGGCAGAAGCACAGAUUCUGUCGCAGCAAAGGAAACCAAAGCAGUUUCAGAAAUGGCUGCAGAAAUUGGACCGAUGAUCUCCGUAUCUUCUGCAGAAUUUGCCACUGAUGCAAAGGAGUCUGUAACAGACUAUACUACACCUUCUUCUUCUCUUCCUAACACUGUGGCUACUAAUAAUGCAAAGAUGGAGGAUACUUUGGUUAAUAAUGUGCCCUUGCCCAACACCCUUCCCCUCCCUAAGAGGGAGACUAUACAACAGAACUCCAGCCUAACUUCAGUUCCUCCCACUACUUUCAGCCUCACCUUCAAGAUGGAGUCUGCACGCAAGGCCUGGGAGAAUUCUCCAAAUGUACGGGAAAAGGGCUCUCCAGUGACGUCAGCAGCACCACCUCUUGCCAGUGGAGUCAGCAGCAGCACCAGCGGGCCCAGCUCCGCCAGUUACAGCUCCUUCUCCAGUGCGUCUGUGCCACAGAUUCCUGUCGCCUCCGUCACUCCUACCACAUCGCUUCAUUUUUCACAGUUGAGCUGUAUGCCUUCCCUUAUUGCCCAGCAGCAACAGAGUCCACAAGUUUAUGUGUCUCAGUCUGCAGCAGCUCAAAUCCCAGCGUUCUACAUGGACACAAGUCAUUUAUUUAAUACCCAGCAUGCACGAUUGGCUCCACCGUCCUUGGCUCAGCAGCAAGUACAAGGCCAGCAUCAAGCUCAGCUGAGUUUGGGAGCUGGACCUGCUGUUUCCCAGGCUCAGGAAUUAUUCAGCUCUUCACUUCAACCAUACAGAUCUCAGCCAGCCUUCAUGCAAAGCAGCCUGUCCCAGCCAUCUGUGGUCCUGUCUGGCACUGCUAUCCACAACUUCCCAGCCGUCCAAGCCUCAAAUCUUUAUUCUGGACAAGUACAACAACCUGGCCAGACAAGUUUUUAUAACACUGCCCAGUCGCCAAGUGCUCUCCAGCAGGUUACAGUACCUUUACCAGCAUCCCAGCUUUCCUUGCCUAACUUUGGAUCCACAGGGCAGCCUCUGAUUGCUUUGCCUCAGACUCUUCAUUUUAUAGAGGAAUUGGAUUUUCAGAGUGCCCUGUCCUUAAGUGCCAAAGUCCUGUUUGGCCUGAUGUCUGAAAUGGAACUAAAAGCCUUUGGAAGUGGCAUUGAUAUAAAACCAGGCACACCUCCAAUAGGCGGGAGAAGCACCACGCCGACAUCUAGUCCCUUCCGGGCUACUUCAACCAGCCCAAACAGCCAGUCCAGCAAAAUGAACAGCAUUGUCUAUCAGAAGCAGUUCCAGUCAGCUCCUGCCACUGUGAGAAUGACACAGCCUUUUCCUACACAGUUUGCACCCCAGGCAAAACAGAGAGCAGAGGUUCUUCAGUCCACGCAACGGUUCUUCUCUGAACAGCAACAGAGCAAACAGAUAGGAGGCAAAGCCCAGAAAGUGGACAGUGAUUCCAGUAAACCUCCUGAAACACUCACAGACCCUCCUCUUCCACAGACCCUCCAGGAAAAAGUGGAAGAGAAGCCACCCCCUGCAUCCACCAUAGCCACCAAACCUGUCAGGACUGGACCGAUCACACCUCAGGCGAUCAAAACCGAAGAAACAAAAUCUUAAAGGACAUGGCUUAUUGCAGAGGAUUGGGGGAGGGGGAAGAGAGGUGGGGAGGACGAAGUCAGAUAAUGCCAGCAGCCACGGCGCUAACGUGGUUUGUGACAUUAUCCUGUGUAGGGCUUGAGGACAUAGGAACAAAGUACACUGGCAUGCAGCUGCCCACCGGUCAAGGGAGGCUUUGCAAGCUUGCCUCUGCUAUAUAACGUUCACUUGGUUGAUGGCCAUGUAUCUUCAGUCAGAAUUUUGUAAACAAGUACAUGCACAUACUCCUUAAGUGCAUAUUAAUUUGAUCCAAAAGUCUUUAUGGUUAAAUGAAAGCCCAGUAAUAGGAAAAUCACACCACACAGGAAUAGCUCAGCCUGAAUUAUGGCAGGUCCCAGCUAAUACAUCCGAUACGGUUUCUUCACUCCCUGGCGUUCUUUGGGUAUGGUUAUAGUGUUUGUAGGCUUCCAGGUGAAGAUCUGCAGAUAACUGGUGCUGGAUAGAGGAGCCUUAUUUUUUUUCCUAUGGCAGCUUGCUAUUUUUGUAACAUGGUGAUUGGGUUGAACAAAAUCAAAGUACAGUAGUAAGUGAUCCCCCUUCUUCCUGGAUGGGCAAGCAGAUGACUGAACAUCAAUGUCCGCGUCCUUGGACAUCCCCAGAUGAGCGGUGUGUGCCUACGACUUCUCUUUGAAAUGAUGCAGUGUUUGGUUGUGGUCCGAAGCUCCCAAGCAGUACUGCUCGGCAUCUCCUUU